Messenger RNA from Nothobranchius furzeri (turquoise killifish), 867 nucleotides. Its product is annotated as proliferation and apoptosis adaptor protein 15. Lineage: Eukaryota; Metazoa; Chordata; Actinopteri; Cyprinodontiformes; Nothobranchiidae. The record is from RefSeq and is a predicted model, not a curated record. Gene Ontology annotation, biological process: MAPK cascade; regulation of apoptotic process. Gene Ontology annotation, molecular function: protein binding.
UUCCAGGUUCCAGCAGCAGCCGGUCUCAGAGCAGCAGCAGAAAGCGCAGCAGCACUCGGACUCUCAGCGGAACCACGACUAGCCCGAACCCUCAGUGUCACCAUCCCCGAACUCCGGCUGCCAGCCGCCCUGACCCGCGUCUCCUUCACGAACUCUGAGAAACUCACUCACGUUCACCACACGAAGACGCAAAAAGCGCUCCAGGCGUGACCUGAGAACCGGGGUGGACCUUCAGAACCACGUCUGUCCCCAGCGGCUCCACACCGACAUCUGGCUCCCAGAAGACCGAGAGGAAACUAUCUUCCCGCUGAUUCCCACCUCAUCUCCCUGUUAGCUGACCCAAUCCUAGCGUGUUAGGACCAUGGCGGAGUACAGCUCUCUGCUCAGCGACCUUUCUGAAAACAUUACCAACGAGGAUCUGGAACAGCUCAAAUCGGCCUGCAAGGAGGACAUCCCAGAGGACCAGAGCAACAACAUCACCUCCUCCAAGGAGUGGUUCAGCUACCUGGAGAAGAACGACAAGCUCGCCCAAGAUAACCUGUCCUACAUCGAGCACAUCUUUGAGAUCUCACGGCGACCGGACCUGCUGACGAGGGUGAUAGAGUACCGCACCACUGUUCUCAAGAUCUCUGAGGAUGACGAGAUCGACACCAAACUUACACGCAUUCCCUCUGCCAAGAAAUACAAAGACAUCAUCCGCCAGCCUUCUGAGGAUGAAAUUAUCAAGUUGGCCCCUCCCCCUAAAAAGGUGUGAGGUCAACACCUGCAGGCCUGCUUUUUGCACCUUAAUUUCUCCACUCCUGGCCCUUAAGUCAACCAUGACCAACCCUGUUACCCCCCCCCCCACCUCAGCCUCACACACAUCCC